CUUCCUAAACGUCACGAUGCAAUGUGUACUGCGAUGCGAAAUCCAUUGCGAUGCAAUUUUUCGAUACCACUGCAUUGCUUUGCAUACAUCUAGGUGGCAGCAUUGUUUCAUUUAAGAACACAGCUGAUGCAAUCAAAAUGGAUGUGACGGUGAAAAAAUUAGCAAUUUGCUCUUUCGCUGAGUUAUUUAGUGAAAAUCAAUCCAGUAGUGAUUUACUUAUUGCAAAAAAGAUGAGAAAAAGACACAAAUUGAUUUUUCACUUGUGGAAGACGCAGAGAAUCGCGAGAAAUAUUCCAAAAUGCAAAAAGUUUCUCGAGUGCAUUGAAGAAAUGCCCAACGAUGUCUUUUAUAGCCAUUUCAGGAUGCAAAUACAAACAUUCCAGACUCUUUGCGAAAUAGUACAACCCUUUUGGCCGGCAAAAAAUGCAGGACGUCCCAAUAUACCAUUGAAGCUAGCAUUGCAUAUUACGCUUUGGAGAUUAGGAAAUCAAAAUAGUUUCCGUGAAUUAAGUAAUAUAUUUAACGUUGGUAUUGGUGCUACUUAUCGGGUAUUUUUCAAAACGAUUAAAAUCUUAUUAAAACUAAAAAGUCGUAUCAUAAAAUUUCCCUUGACCGCAUCAGAGCGUCGGAUUGUUAUGGAAAAAUUUCAGGCAAUGCGCAGCAACCCAUUUCCGUUUGUCCUAGGAUGCGUAGAUGGGACACACAUCAAAAUCACCCAACCAACGCAAAGCAGCAUCAGUUUUUAUAAUAGAAAAGGCACAUUUUCAGUAAUAGCGCAAGCUGUUGUGGAUAGCGAAUUGCGUUUUAUCGACGUUUUUGCUGGAUAUCCUGGGAGGUGUCACGACGCUUCCGUGUGGCAAAGCAGCCCUUUACGUCAAGCAAUAAUAAACGGAGAUAUUCCCUUUCCUCCUGAGUGCCAUUUGCUGGGAGAUGCAGCUUAUCCACUGGAGAGAUUUCUUAUGGUACCAUAUAAAGAUACCGGCUUUUUAAGUGAGGGACAACAAAGAUUUAAUACUAUUUUAAGUAGUACAAGAGUCUGCGUGGAACAAGCGUUUGGAAUUUUAAAGAAAAAGUUCCGUAUACUGAAUUUCAUUGAAAUUCGCAACAUCAAGCUUGUAAAAAAUAUUAUAAUUUCAUGUAUGAUACUCCAUAACAUCAUUAUAAAUAACGAAAGUUUUACCACUUCGGAUCUUCCUGAUAUAUUAGAAGAUACAAGUACGGAAUCCCGAGCAGACAUCGAAGAGUUGGAUGGUAGAUCAAAACGAGAUCAAUUAACCAAUUUAUUAUCAGCUUAAAACUUUAGUUUUUACAAAGAGCAACCUGAACUUUAAAUUUCAUUUUACGACAUACAUAUGUAUACGUACAUUCCUUUAACAUAAACAAAAUAAAACUAAU
This is a messenger RNA of Anastrepha obliqua, 1395 nucleotides long. RefSeq lists its product as uncharacterized. Bases 51 to 1295 code for a protein of 414 amino acids. The record is from RefSeq and is a predicted model, not a curated record. The transcript has 2 exons. NCBI's taxonomy places the organism in Eukaryota, Metazoa, Arthropoda, Insecta, Diptera, Tephritidae.